CGAUGAAUAAUAAAUAUGUUUUCUAUAAUAAUUUCCGUGAUUGCUCUUCUUCUUGAUCUCUGACGGAGGAUGUUGUUAGCUUCUUCUUCUUCCUGUUGUUUUAUAGAAAUACACCGAGGUUAUGGAUGCAAUAGAAUCCUUUUCUCACGCAAUUGUCACGCUUGUAAAGUAUCAAAGUCCUCUUUUUCUGGUUUUCUUUUGAAAAAAAAUGCAAGUUUAUCGAGGCGUGUCUUGACACAAGUUUGUACAGCCAAGGUAUCCAGUUCUGAAGCACAAAAAGAGGCCGAAGAAAGGAUGAAAAAGUCCCUUGAAACUGUGAAGAAUAACUUGUCAACUUUAAGAACAGGAAGAGCCAAUCCUGCACUUUUGGAUAGACUAACGGUGUCCUAUUAUGGAACGGAAACUCCGUUGAAAUCGUUGGCUUCAAUUACCGCAUCUUCGGCAACAACGUUGACAAUAGAGCCUUAUGAUAGGAGUUAUGUGAAAGAUAUUGAAAAGGCCAUAGCAGAGUCAGAUUUAGCACUCACACCGAAUAAUGAUGGGAAAAGUAUACGAUUGGAACUUCCUCCUCUUACCGAGGAAAGACGGAAGCAACUUAUCAAAUCAGUGAAGCAGUUGACGGAAGAAGGAAGAGUAGCUGUGAGAAAUAUUCGACGUGAUAUUAUGGACAAGUUGAAGAAACUUGAAAAAGAUGGUGAAUUGGGAAAGGAUGAAAUGAAGUCCAUACAAGACGACAUACAGAAACUAACAGAUAAAUAUAUAAAGUUGAUGGAAGAAAAGGCAAAGGAAAAAGAAAAGGACUUGAUGAGUUUUUAGUUGGAUAAUUCAAAAUAGGCUAUUCGUCGAGUCAUAAUAAAAACAAAGUCUGAUUGGGGGAUUUGAAGU
Galdieria sulphuraria is the source of this 885-nucleotide messenger RNA. Its product is annotated as ribosome recycling factor (plastid). Gene Ontology annotation, molecular function: ribosomal large subunit binding. The coding region runs from base 70 to 816 and encodes 248 amino acids. The record is from RefSeq and is a predicted model, not a curated record. Gene Ontology annotation, biological process: translation. The transcript has a single exon. Lineage: Eukaryota; Rhodophyta; Bangiophyceae; Galdieriales; Galdieriaceae.